UCCAGGGGUUAGCAUUGUCGAAAUAUAAGUCACGUUCUUUCGUUCCGCGUAUUAAGAAAUAAAAAAAAGUAAUAAUAGAAAACAAUGUUUUUAAAAGGAAAUAAUUGCUAUUAAGUAUUUUGUGUGAUUAUUUUGUAAUAAUUUGUUUAAAAUUUUACAAAAUUCUGUGAAUUAUCAAAUGUUGCUUCACAAUUUAAAAUUCAUUCUGUAUCAUCUUAUUUGCGUAUCAUCAUGUGUUAAAAAAUAAAUCGAAAGUACAAGACUAUCAUGGCAGCUGGAAUUGCAAAUUCUUACAAUACAAUGAUUGGUGCCAAUUUAAGAUUCGGAAUUGGAGCCUCUGGAAAUGUUACCUCAAAUGCAAGUAAAGUUUUUCAGUGUCAUCCAGGAGGAAAGACGGAGGCAACAAUUAUUUUUGGCUUGGGAACUUUGGGAAUGAGUGCUAAUAUUUUACUGAUGUCGUUAAUAUUAAUUAAACAACAGCUACGAAGAUGGUCCCAGGGACUAUUAUUCCAUCAAGCAUUUAUUGAUUGCUCAAGAGCUGCAAUACUUUUACCUCUUGGUUCGAGUAUUCUCAAGUGUCAACCGAUAAAUAAGUGUUCUUUAGUUGAAACUGCUUUUUUAUUAUUAGUAACUGUUUCAACAGUCAACAUGCUAACUAUUGUACUGAAUGAUAGUCCAGUAUUUCCAGAGUGUGGAGAGGAGACGGAUUUAAUAUUUCCCCUACUAAUGGAUUCACCGCAGUGCGUACUAUUUGGUACGUUCAUGAUAUGGUUUGCAAGUAUCACAAUUAAUCUGGGCCCAACUUUCUUAAGUGGAGCUUUGGCAGCAAAUACGGAUACGGUUCAGAAUGCACCAAGCUGUCCAUUAGUCCAUGGACCAUUUCGACAUUACAUUCUAAAUGUACUGUGGAUCGCUGUUAAUAUUAUUUGCAUUGUCUUAACAUUAUUUCACUUAAAAAAAUUGCACAGGGAUUUGACAAAAGCGAAUGUUGAAGCGGUUAGAGUUGCUGGCCUAGUUACCACUCUUGUUAGCGUGACUGGAGGGCAUAGUGUCAUGGAGGGAACAAUUACUGAAACACGGCCUACAAAUUCUGCAUCUAAGGAUGACGGAGCAAUUGCAGAACACCGAAAAAUGAGAAAUUAUUUUCGACGGAUGGAAAGAGAUGGUGUGCAAAGAGUAAAAAUGUUCUUAGUAAUAACAGCUGCUUAUGUGCUCUUUUGGGGACCCCUCUUUUUUGUAACUCUAGUACAACAUCCUUCUAUAGGAAACCCUACUGGCUAUGAGGUAACACUUCAUAUAGCCUACGUUCAUGCAUUCGUAAAUCCCGUCUUAUUUCUAACUCUUCAUCGAGGACUCCGGAAUUGUUUAAUGGAAUUUUGUUGUGGCUGCUGCAUAAGCUUUGUAAAAUAUUUAAUGGAUAAUCCACCACCAAAUCCUGUUGAAUCUGCACCCUCAGUUAUAUGCGAUGCUUCAACAGCAAUACCAAUGCGACAGGAUUCUGAUUUCAGAGAACGGAUUUCAAGUCUACAUGACUACAAAAACAUUGUUUUACUAAAACCGCCAAUAUCACCACCACCAUUGCCACAAAUGAUGGAACGGGAAGUACCGGAUAAUAUUUGGCGAUCAAUUUGUCGUCAACAACUAAAUGAACAACGUGAGGAACCAAAACUCAGAAUUCCUGAAGCUUUACUCCCAUCGACACUCGACUUCAAUGAUCUGCAUUGCGUAUUUACACCUGUAAGCAGUGAUAUAUCAAGUGAAUGAAAACAAAAAAUUAGUGUACUGAAGGAAAUAGAACAGCACAAUAGACAGUUUUUGCAAGUGAUUCUCCUUAAAUAAAAUUUAUGUUCAUGACAAAUAUUUAUUGUGAGAAAUAAUUUAUACUUUGUCACAUUUCUGAUUAUAUUUAAUGAUUGUAUUAAAGUCUAAAUCUAUUUAAAAAUAAAUAUGCACA
Leptopilina heterotoma is the source of this 1954-nucleotide messenger RNA. RefSeq lists its product as uncharacterized. The transcript has 9 exons. Lineage: Eukaryota; Metazoa; Arthropoda; Insecta; Hymenoptera; Figitidae. Gene Ontology annotation, cellular component: membrane. Gene Ontology annotation, molecular function: G protein-coupled receptor activity. The record is from RefSeq and is a predicted model, not a curated record. Bases 268 to 1764 code for a protein of 498 amino acids. Gene Ontology annotation, biological process: G protein-coupled receptor signaling pathway.